Messenger RNA from Poecilia latipinna (sailfin molly), 1287 nucleotides. RefSeq names its product zinc finger protein 239-like. The transcript is spliced from 2 exons. Lineage: Eukaryota; Metazoa; Chordata; Actinopteri; Cyprinodontiformes; Poeciliidae. Gene Ontology annotation, molecular function: DNA-binding transcription factor activity, RNA polymerase II-specific. Gene Ontology annotation, biological process: regulation of transcription by RNA polymerase II. The record is from RefSeq and is a predicted model, not a curated record. Gene Ontology annotation, cellular component: nucleus. The coding region runs from base 79 to 1236 and encodes 385 amino acids.
CAAAAUAAAUCGAAGAAGAAGCUUGAAUGCGAUAGGAAACUGAUGCAUUGUUCCACUUGAGCUAAUAUUUCAGCAACCAUGUCUUCAGUUCAGCAUCUCAGAGAGUUUAUCAGAGAGCGACUAACUGCUGCUGCUCAAGAAAUCUUCACAGAGGUUGAAAAAACCAUCAUUUGCUACGAGGAAGAGCUCGAUGCUCAGCGCAGGAUGAUGGGGAUCGACUGGAAACCACAAAUUAAGCUACACAGAGUCGGUUCGGAGCUGCAGAGACAAAGUUCUGACCUCCAACAGCCAAGUGUCUCCAAUGAAGAGGAAGCUUCUGCCAUCCAACAAGUCUGGAGCCUGGCAAGUAGGUCCAGUCAGGACCAGAAAGAAGCAGAACAUCAGUGGACUGAAGAGGAACAGAUGGAACCAGAAACAAAAUGGAUUAAAAAAGAAGAGGAGGAACCAGAACCUACACUGUUCAAACAUGAGGAAAUAGAAUAUCCACUAAUGUAUGUAAGAAAGGAGGAGAUAGAUUCUUCAGUGCUUCAACAUGAACAGCAGCCAUCAGAACAUUUACCAACUGGACAGGACCAGAAGGACCUCUGCAGCAGUCAGGAGGGAGAGCAGCUUGUCCAGAAGCAGUUUGUUGCUUUGAUUGAGACUUCUACUCUUCAGGAAGAUGGUAUGAAUGAAGAAAAGGGUAGAUCAGAGCAGCUUUCCCUUCAUGUCUCUGCAGUGAAUGAGAGCAAAGAUCAGGAAGGAAGCAGCUGCUCUGUGUCAGAGAGUCAGUCUGAUACUGGCACAAAGAAAAGAUCUUUCAAAUGUGACAUUUGUGGGAGAUGUUAUACACAACAUUAUAAGUUGAAAGACCAUUACAGAAGCCACACUGGUGAGAGACCUUUUUCAUGUGAAACAUGCGGAAAGACUUUCCCUCAAUUUAGAUCUUUAAAUUACCACAAGAAAAUUCAUACAGGUGAGAGGCCUUUUUCAUGCACAAUAUGUGGAAAAAGUUUCUCUCGACUUGGUCAUUUAAAUGACCACAAGAUAAUUCAUACAGGGGAGAGACCUUUUACAUGCCAGUCAUGCGGAAAAAGUUUCUAUCGAAUUAGUAAUUUAAAUGAACACAAGAAAAUUCAUACAGGGGAGAAACCUUUUUCAUGCAUGUCAUGUGGAAAAAGUUUCUCUCGAAUUAGUCAGUUAAAUUACCACCAGAAAAUUCAUACAGGUGAGAAGAAUUUCCACAAGAAACAAUAAAUCAAUCAGCAGUAAAUAAAAAUGAGCUUAUUAAUAAAAUGAUGGAUAUAA